This is a messenger RNA of Magnolia sinica, 741 nucleotides long. RefSeq names its product ergosterol biosynthetic protein 28. The record is from RefSeq and is a predicted model, not a curated record. The coding region runs from base 234 to 626 and encodes 130 amino acids. NCBI's taxonomy places the organism in Eukaryota, Viridiplantae, Streptophyta, Magnoliopsida, Magnoliales, Magnoliaceae. Gene Ontology annotation, molecular function: protein-macromolecule adaptor activity. Gene Ontology annotation, cellular component: endoplasmic reticulum; membrane. The transcript is spliced from 4 exons.
CCGCAGUCAGGGAUCCACUAACCUCGAGUGGAUCCGGAUCCAUCGAAGCGGCGCGCCUUCGUCAACCCCGAAUCUUUUCAUUUCUCAUAUUUCACUUCUUUCGGACGUUCCCAAUCAACCGGGCGGAGUAGAAUCCGGUACAUCGCGGGUGUAUUGUUUGCUUCAAACCCAUCAGAGAAAGGGAAUCCAAAAGAGACCUGUUUGGAUUGGAAAAUAGGAAAAAAGAAGAAGAAAUGAAGCUUCUUGGAUGGUGGUUAAUGCUCGUUGGCUCGCUCCGUCUUGCCGCUGUUUGGUUCGGCUUCUUUGACAUUUGGGCGUUGCGGCUCGCCGUCUUCUCCAAUUCCCAAAUGACUGAAGUUCAUGGAAGAACAUUUGGAAUUUGGACGCUUCUGACAUGCACUCUCUGCUUCCUUUGUGCCUUCAACCUUGAGAACAAGCCACUUUAUAUUGCAACCUUUCUAUCAUUCAUCUAUGCCUUUGGUCAUUUCUUGACUGAAUACUUGAUAUAUCGGACAAUGGUCCUUGCCAAUCUGACGACUGUUGGCAUCUUUGCAGGCACAUCGAUCAUUUGGAUGCUGCUGCAGUGGAAUGCUCAUGGACCUCAAGCAUCCUCAAAACAGGACUGAAACCUUUGGCAUUUUUCUUUUUUCUUUUUCCCUAAUACUGAUGCUAAUCUCCACAGUGACGUUUUGGGCCCGUUUGGAUACCACCAAAAAAGUUCCUUUUUCUACUUGAGAUAAA